AAAAAAAAAAAGAAACAAAAAAGGUGAACGUGUUCGGAGGUAGUAGGGUAUAAGGUGUUGGACAAACCAAAGGUGCGUGGCUAAAACCCUUGCCGCCUUGCCUCCCGCCCUCGCCACGGCGAAUUAGGUUUUAUCUGCAACAGCAAGCCAUGGGAGGCUCGCGAACCCAAGUCAAUAAGCCUCACAAGUCUCGCUUCUCUUCCAAAUCAGAUCGUCACAUUCACAGAACCUCUUUGAAAGAAAAAAAUAGGAUAGCCAAAUCGGAGCCCAAUGCUGCCAACGGAGCUAGAGCUGCUCGCCUUCAGCGUAGCAAGAUGCUACGAGAGCAGAAAAAAGAAGCUCUUUUGAAAGAGAAAAGAGCUUCAAGUGGAUGGGCAAGCCCUCCCCGUGUCAUUGUUCUUUUCGGACUUUCUGCUGAUGUGAACUUAAAAUCACUUGCUGAAGAUCUUCUAUCUUUGUUGACGAAAGAAGGUUCUGGGGCUUUAGUGCCAACAGUAGCAGCUUCUUCUGAGUAUAAAUUGAGAAUAACGGUAUUGAAAGCACCUCAUGGAGAUCUCUUAUCGUGUAUGGAAAUGGCCAAGGUAGCUGACUUGAUAGCUUUUGUGGCAUCAGCGGACACUACAUGUAAAGGAAGCACCUCUGACUAUAUCGAUUCAUUUGGAAGUCAAUGUCUUUCCGUGUUUAGGUCUCUUGGUUUACCAAGCACCGUUGUACUUAUCCGUGAUCUACCUAGUGAGAUGAAAAAAAGAAAGGACUCUAAAAAGAUGUGUGCUUCAAGUAUUGCUUCUGAAUUUCCAGAGGAUUGUAAGUUUUAUCCUGCCGAUACAAGAGAUGAAUUGCACAAGUUCAUGUGGCUUUUCAAGGAGCAAAGGCUCUCAGUUCCUCACUGGCGAAGUCAACGGCCGUACCUCAUGGCUCAAAAGCUUGAUACACUAGCAGCAGAUGAUGGCAAUAUAGGAAAUUGUAUUCUCCUCCUCACUGGAUAUUUGCGUGCAUGCAGUCUUUCUGUGAAUCAGCUAGUUCAUGUUUCUGGUGCGGGGGAUUUCCAGUUGUGCAAGAUUGAAAUUCUCAAGGACCCAUUUCCUCUAAAUGCAAGAAAACGACAGGAUAUGAUGGACUCAGAUGAUGUGAACAAUUUAGAGGUUGUCCGUUCCUUGGUUCCUGAUCCUUUGAAGCAAGAGCCUUUACUUGUUGAGAAUGUUCCUGACCCACUUUCAGGUGAACAGACAUGGCCAACAGGUGCAGAUAUUGCCGAGGCUAAAAUGAACCAAAAACAAAAAAAGUUAAGAAAGAGGACUCUUCCUCAAGGCACUUCAGAGUACCAGGCUGCUUGGAUUGUAGAUGAGGAGGAUGAGGAGGAUUUGGAUACCGAUGGGGAAGCUGAUGGUAUGGUAGUGGAUGGAAUUGAGAGUGGUUUUCCUGGUCAAGAGGGCAGUAAUAAUUCCGAUCAUAUUGAUGAUCAAGUUUCUCUAAGCUUAAGUGACGCAGAUGAAGAAACUGAUGUAGAUUCUGUUAUGAUGGAAGGUGAAAACUUGACCAGGGAACAAUUGGAGGAUGAGAUUCAAAAAUUGAAAAAAGCACAUGCUGAAGACGAGGAGUUUCCAGAUGAAGUAGAUACCCCUUUAGACAAAGCUGCUAGAAAACGGUUUGCCAAAUAUAGAGGGCUCAAGUCCUUUCGGACCUCUUCAUGGGAUCCAAAGGAAUCUCUACCUCCAGAGUAUGCCAGAAUUUUUGCAUUCGAUAAUUUUGCGCGUACACAGAAACAUGUUCUUUCCAAAGCUUUAGAUAAGGAGCGAGAAGAUGGGGAUGACUGUGCAUCAGCUAGCUCAUAUGUAAGGCUGCAUAUCAAAGAAGUACCAAGUGCUGUGGCUUCUAAAUUAUGUCUGCUUGCGAACACAAUGCCUAUUAUAGCAUGUGGCCUUCUUCAGCAUGAGUCCAAGAUGUCUGUCCUCCAUUUUAGUAUUAAAAAACAUGAUACAUACAGUUUACCCAUCAAAGGGAAAGAAGAAUUAGUAUUUCAUGUGGGCUUUCGCCAGUUUGUUGCAAGGCCAAUAUAUUCUACUGACAGCAUUAAUUCGGAUAAGAGCAAAAUGGAGAGAUUUCUUCAUGCAGGACGUUUUUCCAUAGCUUCAAUUUACGCUCCAAUUUCAUUUCCUCCUGUUCCUUUGAUAGCCCUGAAGAGUGCUGAAGGAGAUGCUGCACCUGCAGUUGCUGCCGUUGGUUCAUUGCGAAGUGUUGACCCAGACAAGAUAAUUCUAAAGAAGAUUAUUUUAACUGGCUACCCUCAACGAGUAUCAAAGUUGAAAGCUUCGGUGAGAUAUAUGUUCCAUGAUCCUGAGGAUGUGAGAUGGUUCAAGCCUGUGGAAGUGUGGACCAAGUGCGGUCGCCGUGGUCGCAUAAAGGAACCUGUCGGUACACAUGGUGUGAUGAAGUGUGUCUUCAAUGGUGGCCUUCAGCAGCAUGACACCGUAUGUAUGAACUUAUACAAGCGUGUAUAUCCAAAAUGGCCAAACCAUCUCUUCCCCAUUCUUGAUUCAUGAUGAGCAGAAGCCUUGUUGAUGGGAAUGAAGCUCUGGUUCAGAUUGUUGGUUCCUGACAUUUUCCUUUUGUAGUAUAUAGGGACUAGGGAGGGGGAGAGAGAGAGAGAGAGAGAGAGCCCGAUCAUUUCUUUUUGUCAGAAGGGCAUGUUAUAUGGGUUGCUAUUGCCUUGUUUUGGCGAUCAUUUCUUUUUGUCAGAAUGGCAUGUUAUAUGGGUUGCUGUUGCCUUGUUUUGGCGUUUGCUAUUGCAAAGUGGCAUUAUUAUGCCAAUGCCAUCUCAACUGCACUGAAAAUGGCUUGAGGAGGACAUUGUCAUUGCACUGAAGAUUAGCGGAAAGUUUUUAAAAUUUUUAAAUGCUGAAUACUUUGAAAAUUGUCUUA
Molecule: messenger RNA, 2919 nt
Organism: Ziziphus jujuba (common jujube)
Lineage: Eukaryota; Viridiplantae; Streptophyta; Magnoliopsida; Rosales; Rhamnaceae
Exons: 20
Coding region: 150-2540 (796 amino acids)
Biological process (GO): endonucleolytic cleavage of tricistronic rRNA transcript (SSU-rRNA, 5.8S rRNA, LSU-rRNA); maturation of SSU-rRNA from tricistronic rRNA transcript (SSU-rRNA, 5.8S rRNA, LSU-rRNA); ribosome biogenesis
Cellular component (GO): preribosome, small subunit precursor; nucleus
Molecular function (GO): GTP binding; GTPase activity; U3 snoRNA binding
Source: RefSeq, a predicted model, not a curated record